GCGAAAAAGGACGAAGAGCUGUUUGACUGUCGGACAUUUCUUUUUUCGAUCUUCGACCGGUUUUUCUUUUCACAUUCUUAAUGCAAUAAGAGAUCGGCCUACCGACUUACAUUUAAGUUAGCGAAUUAUGUAAAUAAUAAAAGAAGGAGACUAGACCGCGGGAGAGGUAAGAAAUGAGAAAUCGCGGAAUGCAGUUUAUCCCAAUGAACAUUCCGUCAAAUGUCCCGAAGGAAAAGAUGUAUCCUCGGCUAUUAUGUGUAAGGUUGUGUAUAUAUUGUUGACCAAUCGCUGGCGACCACUAGAUUCAAAAGAAUAUAUGAGCGAGUACGUGUUUGGUCGCAGCGAACAAGAAAACAAGCGAUCAUUGAAAUACAUUUAUAUUACAAAUCAAAUGCACGCGUUCGCACUAUAAGCAACUUUCUUGGAGAUUAGACAUUGGCGAAUGUAGUCUUCAAGGGGUCUGAGGCGUCUCCACUACCUAUGCAUAAAUCCCCACUGAGACCAGAAAUUACAAUACUGAUAUAUUCGAGUUACCGAAUUUGGUCAUCUGGUUUUUGGUCUUUCGUCGACCUGGUCACUGGCGACUGGUCAACAGUGCGCACGCAGUCUUACCUUGCGUUCUCUCUUAGCCAGUUUGUAGAAAUACUAAUCUCAUGCAGACGAGUUGAUACAAGCCUCAAGGAGUCGCAAAUAUUCCUCCUUCUUUUCCUUCUACUUUGCAUUUCGAGCUAUGCACUGAUUGCGAGAUUUCGUCGAAGGGAGCGAGAAGAUUAUUUUUCGGUAGAUGAAGAUGAUGCCACUGUUUAUAGGAUCAGUCUUUUAUUGUGUACCGUUGCUUUAGCAGUGUCUAUUGGAGCAACGUUGUUACUACCUGUGUCCAUCGCUAGCAAUGAGGUUCUCAUAUUGUAUCCUAAUAGCUAUUACGUCAAGUGGCUCAAUAGUUCUCUCAUACAAGGACUUUGGAACCAUGUUUUCCUCUUUUCCAAUUUAUCUCUCUUCGUGUUUUUACCAUUCGCCUAUUUAUUCACAGAAUCGGAAGGAUUUGUCUGUUAUAAAAAGGGUGUUAUGGCUAGAGUAUAUGAAACUGUAACAGUUUUGUGCCUAUUGGGAACACUCGUGCUGGGAAUGGUUUAUGUUUUGUCUGCUCUCAUAGAUUAUCAGAAAUCUAGUCUCCAUACAUUAUUGAAUAUAUGGAGCUAUUAUUUACCUUUUCUCUACUCUUGUGUCUCUUUCGUGGGUGUAAUGUUGCUAUUAUUAUGUACCCCAGUUGGAUUUGUGCGAUUAUUUGGUGUUGUGGGCUCGUUUCUCGUAAAACCUCAGUUCCUAAAAAAUUUGGACGAAGAAUUUUUUGCUUAUAGAUUAGAGGAGGAUUGCAUUAGAAGAAGACUGCAACACGCAAAAGCGACAGGUAAAUCGUAUGUUUCGCCAGUACCUAUGUCCUUACCAGGUUGUAAUGCAACGGUCGAAGACGACGAACUUCUUAAUCUAAGUCCUGGAUUAAUGUGCCUCAGAAAUGGCGCUCUUCAACGUGGACUGGCCCAGAGAUUAGAAGAUGUUCAAAAGAAAAGAAACAUUUUAGACGAACAAAGACGGACCUGGUGGGUACGAAGAACACUACUUUAUCCUUUGGCAAUGAUCGCUCUAUUUAUUCUCUCCACUGCCACGGCCUUAUUAGCGGUUCAGAAUACCUUGGAACUUCUUAUCGGUAUUAAAGCUCUACCAUUAAGUACGAGGCAAUUCACACUGGGCAUCAGUUCGUUGUCGAAACUCGGACCUAUCGGAGCUACCGUUGAAGUCUCGGUGAUACUUUACCUAGCUGCAACGAGCGCGAUUGGACUUUAUUCGCUUCCAGGAGUGAGAAGGGUACAACCACGACUUCGUUCUACUCCACUUACGCAUCUCAUCGCCAAUUGCGUUCUUUUACUUGUACUCAGUUCGGCAUUACCAUUGCUUUCUCGAAUAUUAGGAAUGACGAAUUUUGAUCUGCUGGGAGACUUUGGUCGUAUAGAAUGGCUUGGCAACUUUAAACUCGUAUUCUUGUAUAACUUAAUUUUUGCUACGGCGGCAAUCAGUUGCUUAGUUACGAAAUUUACAGCAACCGUAAGAAAAGAAAUUUAUGCCAGAUUGAGGAGUAGUUUCGUAGGCAUAUUUAAAGGAGAAUGCAAAAAGAAUUCAUUGGCAAUGUUUUCUACAAAGGAAGAAUAGACUGAUAUAUCGUGAGGAAGAAACAACAGAAAUGUAUACUUCUUAUUCAUUGUUUACUAGGAAGCAAAAAGCAGUGAUAUAACGAUAAAAAAAAUUUUUUCUUGAUUUGUUUAAUCGUAUAAAAUUAUGUAAUAUCGAGAAUUUUUAAAGGAAAGACUUUAAUUAUUUGCACUGAUUGCAAUCAAAAUGUUAGAUUCUAACGGCGUGUAUCAUCUCACUUGUUUAUUCUUUUAAAAUUUCUCCAUCAGGACAAAAAAGCAAAAGUGCGAGGUUAAUUAAAAUAAAUAAUAUAAUUCUGAUAUUGAAUAUAGUACUAGCGAUUAUUUAUCAUAUAAUUACUAUUCUAAUUAUUAUUUAUCUUGAAGCAUAAUAUACGCGUCUAUCUUACGAGUGUUUAAUAAAAAUAAGUCGGAGGUAGUCACGACAAUGACAAGACAGUAUUAUGAUAAAGACAAAACAGACGUAUCAAAUGGAUGCGUAAACUUUCGAUGGCAUAUUGCAUAAUGCGUAUUUGGCUUUAUCGUAACUUUCUUCAAAAAUUCCGCAGACAAUCUUUUUUCUAUCAAAUGGUUCGUUGAGGGAAAAAUUUUUUUUUCUGUUUAUAGCAUGAAAUUCUAACCUUUAUAAUUUAAAUUUCUCUUAUAUAGCAGAAAAUAGCUAAAAUUUUACUCGCCCAUUGCCAAAAUUUACAAGUAAAUGCAUUUCAAUCGAUUUUGUACGAACAUUUACUUAUUGCAAUGCAUUUCACAAAAAUGUUGUCGUCACUAUUUUUGUUUAUCGUGAAAUUGCCUUGUUAUAAAAGAAAUACAUAUGUGAUGGAAAUGAAUAAUUAAUAAGACAAAAAAUAGGAGGACGUUGAAAAAGUAAUGAUACUUCUUAAUGAGUCUUUCGUUGUCCUUUGAUAAAAUAAUAAAUUAAUAACAUGCAUUUUAAUGCAUAUAGACAGACUGUAUGCAAUGCUUUAAAGUUAAUGGAGAGGAGGUAAUAAAUAUUAUUUAUCUUGCUUAUAAAAAACAGUUGAUAUAAAUGGAAUCGAUUCAAUAUUUAUCAAAAUGCAAAUCUUUAAGUAAAUAUGUAUUUUUACACGUGAAAGCUUUAGAUCCUCUGUAUCCAUGACUAUUUAGCAUCUGUAUUAGUGCUAGGUAAAUUUCUUAGAUUUUUUGCAGCAAUAUUAUGUGAUAAUACAUCUCGUCAAGAAGACAAUACAAUAUUAAGACGUGCACUGGCACUAACAUACUCAUGAUAUUUUUUAUAUAUUACGUAUAUAGGAUAUAAUUUCUCAGGAUAUAAAGUGUACUGUUUUACACUUAUGUUAUACAUUCUUCAAGUGAUGUCAUGAAAUUCUUGCUUAUUUUUACGACAAAUUAAUUUGUCAAACUGAAGUGUUUUAUUGGCAUCAUUGACUUAAAAAUAUUAUAUUAUAUUUUUCUCGAAAGACAUCGUUCAUGUACGUGUGUGUGUAUGUGUGUGCGCGCGCGUGUAUGGUAUAAAACUCGCGCUGAUAAAAAAUCUGUAAUAUACUUAAUAUCUAGAAAAUCCUACGAACACGUUAUUGUAUAUGUAACAUUUUUUUUAUAUUAUGGGAUAAAAGUUUUUAUAAACGUUAUAAUACUUUAUCCGCCGAUAUUAUCUGUACCAUAGUUAAAAAUAUGUAAAUAAUGUUAUUUAUUCUUGUGUAUGUACACUUGCACAUACAAUUUUGUGAAAACAAAUGAA
Vespa mandarinia (Asian giant hornet) is the source of this 3921-nucleotide messenger RNA. It is a transcript of the gene lili, whose product is annotated as LMBR1-like protein lilipod. Gene Ontology annotation, cellular component: plasma membrane. Gene Ontology annotation, molecular function: transmembrane signaling receptor activity. Lineage: Eukaryota; Metazoa; Arthropoda; Insecta; Hymenoptera; Vespidae. The record is from RefSeq and is a predicted model, not a curated record. Gene Ontology annotation, biological process: signal transduction.